This is a messenger RNA of Xiphophorus couchianus (Monterrey platyfish), 3061 nucleotides long. RefSeq names its product methyltransferase like 24 (gene mettl24). The transcript has 5 exons. The record is from RefSeq and is a predicted model, not a curated record. NCBI's taxonomy places the organism in Eukaryota, Metazoa, Chordata, Actinopteri, Cyprinodontiformes, Poeciliidae. Bases 425 to 1567 code for a protein of 380 amino acids.
AAACCCGAGAUGAAAGGCGGGGAGGGAAGAAACUCCACAAAGGGGGCACACACACAGGGGUGUGUGUCUGUGUGUGUAUUUAUGUGAUGUUAGCCUGACAGGGAGAAUAAGACGAGCAAGAAGAGGGUUGUGUGUGUUUGGUAAAAGUGGAACUUGCAAACUUGAGGAGGGAGGUACCAAAACGUUCAGCGGACGGCACACAUGUGCAACAGAAUCUGCUUUCAGGAAUGCGUCAUUAAGAUGAACACAGUCCUGCUGGAGAGGAUGCAUAUUUGUGUGUGAGUUUGAGUCUGAACAGAAGUCAUCUUGACAUGCUAGAGAUUCAAUAACUCCUUAACAGAGUUCUGAAGAGGGGAAUGGGAGAUGGGGUAAAAACAGCAAAAAGUAAGCAAAAAGAUGGACUAAAGGGAGCCAGACAGACCAGAUGGGCAUGUGCAGAGAGAAAGUGAACGUGGGAUUGCUGCUGCGUUUGGCUGUUCUGCUUACAGCACUUUGUUGGUGCAUUCACGUUGUUUACCUGGAAACCAGCUGGCAGAGCUCCCCACCACCCUCAGCUUUGGGACAUCCCACCCAGCAUGACCUGAACCAGGACCAACAACCCAGGAUGAAACAUGGCCCAGUGGACAAUCAGGAGAAAGAUUUUGAAAGCAGAACAUCUUAUCUUCACGCACUCAUCAAGGACGGUCAGGUCAGGAAGCAAAACGUGGACAAAGAACAGCUGCUGCCACCAUGCUGCCCACCUCUCAAUCCUCACAGAAAGGCUCUGCGUUGGCAUAUAAGUCUCCAGCCUUGGGCCAGUGAGCAGCACUCUCUGGAGGAUGAAGCUAAAAGGUUCCUCAGCUACAUCACAACCCCACAGGUAACCUGUGCUUCAGUAGUCAAUAAUGAUGCCACUACAGGAGCAUCCACUGGUGACUGGGCUGUGUGCCUCGAUCCAAAAUUCAGCAUAACCCACAGGAUGAAGAGCAAGAACUGUAGAGUGUACUCUUUUGGGUUGGGAGCGGAUGAUCACUCCAUGGAGCAUUUUCUUGCACAAUCAGGUUGUGAGGUCCACUGCUUUGAUCCUAGCCUGGAGCAACCUCACCUACAAAAAGCUGAAAUGUGGUUCCACCGCAUCUCUGUAGAUUGGAGGGACCCCAGUCCAGCAUUUGUCCUUAAAAGACAAGCAAACAAGAAACUGGCCACCAUCCUUGAUGACUUUGGACACAGAGACGUGGAUGUACUAAAAGCAGACAUGGAGAGCGCGGAGUGGAAGAUUUUGGAGAACCUUGUUCUGGAAGGAGUCCUGGACUCUGUGGGUCAACUGCUGCUGGAACUUCACCUGCACUGGGCGGGCUUUGAGGUGGCCGGCGAUGACCCGUCUGUGGUGCGGUUCUGGUUCAGCCUGCUGAAGGAGCUUGAACGAGCAGGUUUUCGCCUCUUUCACGUCCACAGCAAUCCGAACAAACCUCGUCUUUUUUUACACAAGAACAUCUUGAAUGCCAGCAGCGCCUACACCCUGAGCUGGGUGAACGUAUGGUGGAAGCCUUCAUGGACGGCACAUAAACAUAAAAAAUUAAUUUUUUAGACUCUGUCUCUGGUCUGUGACGACCUCUCACACAGAUGAAGUAAUUACUUCCAGAGACUCUGUAUUUGUUGGCUGCAGGUCAGCCUAAUUUAGACAUGCUUGAAGCCUGGCUCACAGCCAGCCGUUCCCUCUUCAUAAACAUCUACAGCCAAAAGACCACACAGGUUGUACAGUGGAUAAAAACAUAAUAUAAACAUAAUGUUCCAAGGAGAAGGUAAAUGAAAGAACCUCCCUCUUUGAAAGAGGAAUAUAACAAAGAAGCAAUUUAUACUGCCUACAAAAGGCAGUAUACUAUUUACAAGAAUACAAUCCUUCUCCAGACACUUUAUAAGGUACAGCUUGCUAGUAUCUUUUCCUUUUCCCUUCAGAGCAUUGAUUCAACAAUGUGUCAGAAACAUUCUUCACAGAUUUUCUUGAAUAUUAACAUGACAGCAUCACACAAAUCCUGCUGAGUGGUUGGCUGCACAUCCAUGAUAGGAAUCUCUCGUUCUGCCGCAUCCCAAAUGUGCUCUGUUGGACUGAGAUUUGGUGACCGGCAGCCAGUGGAGUACACCGAGAUCAGUGUUGUUAAAGAAACCAGCCUGGGAGGGUUUUAGCUGGGCAAUGUGGUACUAAGUCAUCCACCUCCUACCGCCUGGAAAGUGAAAUCAUAGUUCCAUGUUAUCUGACCAUCUACCAUCUGAAUGUAAUAGGUCAAGUGGUCUGAUGUUUUCUUGUUUAUUCUAUUUGGUGAGCUUGUUUAAACUAGCCUCAAAUUCUUGUUCUAGCUGGCUGCUACAUCACCUAGUAGGGCCAUCUGAGGCAGCAGCGCAUCUGCUUCAAGGUUUAAUAUGUGAUGCAUUCAGGGAUGGUAUUUUGCAUAUCAUCGUCAUUUGAGAUACUCUGCCUUGCCAUCCAUCUUGGGCCAAUUUUCCUCUGCCAUCAAUGAGGUGUCAUUGUCCAAACAUAUCCUGUGGAUUUUUCUAAUUUAUCAAGUCAUUCUUCUCAAAUCACUCCCGCUUGUGGCAAGGAACAUUAUCGUGCUUAAAUAGGACACUUCCAGAGGUAAGCAUAGUACCCAAAAAUUGUACUCAAGUAAGAGAAGAACUACUUAAACAUAUUUUUACUCAAGUAAAAGUAGAAAGCAGCCUUCCAAGAAAUUACUCAAGAGCAAAACCAUAAAAAGGUCUACACAAGUACUGAGUAACUGAUAAAAUUAUCAAUCAUUUAAUAUUAAAAAAUUACAUCAUCAGAUGGACCAAAUAUAAAGUGGAAAUUUUGGUAAUUUAAGGACAAAAAGGACAAUAAUUCAUACAAGUAGCAAAAACCUAUAAAACUUCAACAAAAACUACAGGUGUGUUUAAUUGUAGCAAGUAGCGACACGUCAUAAUAAGAUUACUCAAGUAAACGUAAAAAGCACAGCAUAGUAAAAAUACUCCUAAGAGAACAUUUAAAAAAAAAUAAAUUACUAAGUAAAUGUAACUGAGUAAAUGUAGCUGGUUACUACCCAACUUC